UGGAGUAAGUUUAAAGUACGGGGAAGAAAUGGCCUUCAUUUUUGGAUUUGUGGAGACGCUGGAACCAAUAGAAAAUUUAGAAGAGAGACAAAAGCCGUGGCAAAAUGAGGGGAAUCGGAUCACGUAAAAAAUCGGGUAUAAUUUAUUUCCUGGUGGUGCUCCUUUUUACUGAAAACAUAAAUGGGACGCCGAACCAGAAUUUGCAUCAUCUGCAACAACAACAACAUCAACAACAACAACAACAACAUUUUCCCCAGGAGCAGCAAGGUCAGCAAGGUCAACACCACCCGGGGGGACAGCACAUCAACAAUGGGAAUCAUCACAAUAUGGGGCAGCAUCAUAACGGACAACCGCUCCCACAACAUCACGGGGGCAAUUAUGGACCACCACCCCCACACCAUGCUCAGCAGCAGAUGCACCACCCCCAACAGCACCACCCACAACCCCAGCAUCAUCCAGGGAACCAGCAUGGACACCAUCCACAACAACAGGAUGGAUCACAAUUUGGUCAAAUCCAACCAGCCGAGCAACAACAGCAACAACAGCAACAACCCGGAAACGGGAUGCUUAACCCGGGACAACAGGACAUGUCGGGUGGUGCUGGUGGUCAAUUCAAAGACGGCGGAGGUCAAUUUCACGGCCCAAAUCCCUCCGGUUACCCCGAAUUUCCCCGACUUACCCCCGAGUUCCCCCGACUUAUUACCCCCGAAUUCCUCCACCACCCAAAUUCUCUUGGAUCCUUUGACUCCCCCCAAUUCCCAAAUUUCCCAGAAACUUAUUUUUCUCCCGUCCUCCCCCCGAACGAACACCUCCACCAAAUUUUCUCCACCCUCUUUUCCCACUGCCAAUCCCCCCACGAGGGCGCCCGCCUCUGUCUCAUCGAGUCCCUCCUGGGGGCCAAGGAGCAGCUAAAAUUCGCGCACGAAGGGCUCGCCGCGCACAACCGGUACCGCGCCCUGCAUGGCGUCCCCGAUCUUAAAUUGGACCACAAGUUGUCCCGCGAUGCGCUCGCGUACGCCAAAGUUUUGGCGGGAAGGGACUCGCCCGUCGUCCAUUCGGACACGACGGACCGCGGGGAAAACAUUUAUUCGGCGCGGGGCUACAAAAUGACGGGUAGUUUGCCGGUGGAUGGAUGGUAUAGCGAGAUUGCGCUGUAUAACUUUUCCAAUCCGGAACUGGACUUUGGUAAAAAUGCGCACUUUACGCAACUCGUGUGGAAGGAUACGGAGCGCGUGGGGAUGGCGUGGGCCAAGAGGAAGAAGAAUGGGGAAAUUAUGGUGGUCGCGCAGUACCAGCCGUCCGGAAAUGAUGCGGAUGUGUUGAAGGAAAAUGUGUUGGAGCCGAAAAAGGUGGAGAAAAAAUGGGAGGAAGGUGAUAAAUAGAUGAGCAGAGGGCGGAUAUGUAUUUAUGAAAAAAAUGUGCGAAAUAAAUA
Messenger RNA from Folsomia candida, 1432 nucleotides. RefSeq lists its product as uncharacterized. The coding region runs from base 105 to 1382 and encodes 425 amino acids. The transcript is spliced from 2 exons. The record is from RefSeq and is a predicted model, not a curated record. Lineage: Eukaryota; Metazoa; Arthropoda; Collembola; Entomobryomorpha; Isotomidae.